This is a messenger RNA of Prorocentrum cordatum, 1032 nucleotides long. NCBI's taxonomy places the organism in Eukaryota, Dinophyceae, Prorocentrales, Prorocentraceae. The record is from the annotation of a GenBank genome assembly.
GCUCAAGGCUUGAUUUCCCCAGGCGCGGCGGCCACUGCUGCUCCCGGCCCUGCUUCAACAUGUCGGGGGCGGCCAAACGUCGGCAGAAGGCCCGCGCACUGGCAGCGUCCAUCCUCUGCGUGGUCCCGCUCGGCUUCCGGACGGGGCUCCAUGCCGCCUCGCUGGCGGCGGAGCUGCCGCGACCGCGGACGGAGAUCGUGCUGUGUCGUCACGGCGAGACGGACUGGAAUGUCCAGGGCAGGCUGCAGGGCCUGUCGGACAUCCCGCUGAACGGCGUUGGCCGGUCGCAGGCCCUGGAGAUCGCAGCAGCUGUAAAGGCUGGCGGCGCCAGCGUCGUCGUGGCAUCUCCGCUGCUGCGGGCCCGCGACACCGCGGCCAUCGUCGCUGACGAGUGCGGGGCGGACUUGAGGAUCGACGCGAGGCUAAGGGAGGCGAGCCUGGGGGUCAUGGAGGGCAGGACAGCCGAGGAGAUCAACGCCACCCACCCCGAGGUCUGGGCGGCGUGGCUGGCGUCCGAGCCCCUGCCCCGGCAAGCGAGGGCGGAGCCCUGCGAGGCCGUGGCGGCGCGGCUCGAGGAGGCCAUCCUCGAGGCCGCGGCGGCGUUCCCGGCUGGGCGGGUGGUGGUGGUGACGCACGGCGCGGCCAUCCCUGCCUGCUGAAGCGCUCCGUGGGCAACGCCAGCAUCACCACCUUCCUGUCCGUGGGCCCCGGCAGGUCCCUGCGCGUGCUCGUGCUCGGAGACGACUCGCACCUCUCGAGGCCAGGGCGCAAGGUGGCGGGCAUGUGAGCAGCGGGUGCCAUCUGCCGCAGAUCGGGGCGCAAAGCAUUGCGUGUGCGAAGCUGGUGGGCUCUGUCGGAGAUCGAAGAAAGAACAACGAACGCAUACGUGUUCUGAGCUCCGCGCGGAUUUCAGGGAUUGGCGCUGCCCCCCCCCCCCCUGUGGCGGCGCCUUCCGCGCCGUCUUCGGCGCAGGUCCAGGAAGUCCGCGGUGGACCUCCGAAGCUUGAUCUCUAUGCAGUGCUUCCUUCCCUG